Prosopis cineraria is the source of this 576-nucleotide messenger RNA. RefSeq names its product subtilisin inhibitor CLSI-II-like. Gene Ontology annotation, molecular function: endopeptidase inhibitor activity. Lineage: Eukaryota; Viridiplantae; Streptophyta; Magnoliopsida; Fabales; Fabaceae. The transcript has a single exon. The coding region runs from base 1 to 576 and encodes 191 amino acids. The record is from RefSeq and is a predicted model, not a curated record.
AUGAGGACUGCAUUAAUUGCAUUGUUUUUCCUUCUCUUUGCCUCGUGUUCCGAAGCUGAUGAUGUUGUUCUUGACGUCGAGAACAAUCCUGUUAGACCUGGGAAACCCUACCACAUUCGUGAUGCCACGAACUGCGAGCACGCGAUUUCACUUGAUCUUAUCGGAAACCAAACUUGCCCUAUUUCGGUGGUGAUGGCCAUUGAUCCAAAGCAGGUGAUUUUUCACUCGAUCAAACACAAAGAAGUAGAAAACAUCACCGCUAGAGAUCCCUUGGAGAUCGAGUUCUCAUGGACAUCUGAAUGCGCGAAUCCACCAAAUUGGAGAGUUCAAGCCGAUGCUUGUGCUGUGUAUCCUCUUGUGGUUGGUCCGCCUGACAAACGUCACGUUCCUGGUUCAUUUCGUGUUAAGAAAGCUAAAGAUGAACGUGAUGCUUAUAAUCUUGUCUUCAAUCUUCAUGAAGUGGAUGAGCAUGUUGUUUCAAUCCGAAGCUACAACGAUAAAGAAGACCUCUCGGUUUUGAAGCUUUGUUCGGAGGAAGGGCUCAAGGUCAAGUUCUAUCCUAUUGGACGUUAUUAA